ACAAUCAGCCCAGUCAGUUAGCCAAGCGUCUUUGAAGUGAUCACGCACUUUUUAGAUCAAUUAGAUCCCGGUCGAAGAUCCAUGUAGUUUAUUAGUUUUAAAAUGGAUCUUACAAAACUAUUGUUCCUUCUAUUGUUAGGGUUUUCAAGUGCGUACAAAAUACUAGUGGUGUUUCCGUACCCAGGGAAAAGCCAUACGAUCCUGGGUGAGGGAUUUGUGAAACAUCUCGUGAGGGCUGGACAUGAGGUCACAUACAUAACUCCGAUACCGAUAAAGAAUCCGCCUAAAGGGCUUCGACAAAUUGAUGUGUCAAGCAAUAUCAAAACAUUUGAAUCAAUGUCAAGCUCACUAAGUUUCAAAACGGUGUUAAACAAAGAAGCAGACCUAAAGGACACAAGAGCAUGGGUGGGCGUCAUAAACAACAUCGCCAACCAGACGAUAUGGCACCAGAAUGUGCAGAAGUUGAUGUAUGAUGUCAAUGAGGAGUUUGACCUGGUGAUCGCAGAGUGGCUGUAUACGGAACUUUAUUGUGGAUUCGCAGCCGUCUUCAACUGCCCAUUCAUAUGGUCUUCCUCCAUCGACCCCCACGGGCUAGUCUUAAGGCUGAUCGAUGAGGAAGCUAACCCGGCCUACACAGCCAACCACAUGUCGUCCUCUGAGGCGCCCUUCACAUUCUCACAGCGGCUCGAAGAACUGUGGGAAGUGAUCUACUUGAAGUACAUGAAAUGGGCAAUAUACGACCAUGAAAACCGUAUUUUCCAAGAGGGGUAUGGUCCAGCUGUAGCUAAAAGAGGUCGAACAAUUCCCUCACUGUAUGAAGUCAGCCAUAACGCUUCCCUGAUGUUCGGGAACUCGCACUUCUCGUCUGGUAGACCAGUGAGGUUGCCGCAGAAUUAUAUCCCGAUAGCUGGAUAUCAUAUUGAUGAAGAGGUCAAACCAUUGCCAACGGAUAUUCAAAAGAUAAUGGAUAACGCGCAACACGGCGUCAUAUACUUCAGCAUGGGAUCCAUGAUCAGGAGCAGCUCCAUGCCUGAUGGAAUAAAGCAAGGGUUCCUGAAAAUGUUCGGCAGUCUCAAGCAAACUGUCAUCUGGAAGUUCGAGGAAGUAUUGCCCAAUCUGCCCAAAAACCUGCACAUCCUUAAAUGGGCUCCUCAGCAAAGUAUUUUAGCUCAUCCCAACUGCCUCCUAUUCAUCUCCCACGGGGGCCUGCUUUCAACUUCCGAGGCUCUCCACUACGGCGUGCCCAUCAUUGGGAUCCCAAUGUUCGCGGACCAGUUCAUCAAUGUGGAUCGCGCCAUGAAGAAAGGCUUCGCCCUAAAGGUCGACAUCGUAGAAGACAUGACAGUUCACUUGAAAGCAGCGAUUGAAGAGAUUUUGGGAAACCCGAGAUACCAUGAGCGGAUGAAGGAACUGUCAUUUAUCUAUCACCACCGCACUGUUACUCCUGGACAAGAGAUCCUGCACUGGGUGGACCACGUCAUCAAGACAAGAGGUGCCUUGCACCUUCGGUCUCCAGCACUGAACGUGCCCUUCUACCAGAAGAUAUACCUGGAUCUGAUAACUUUGAUAGCUGUCGCAACUAUUGUACUGUUUAGAAUUGCAAAAAGACUGCUUUGUAAAAGUGCGGUGACGAAGAAAGUUAAGAAGAAUUAAACAGUCUAAAAUUUGUUUUUU
Ostrinia furnacalis (Asian corn borer) is the source of this 1674-nucleotide messenger RNA. RefSeq names its product UDP-glucuronosyltransferase 2B15-like. NCBI's taxonomy places the organism in Eukaryota, Metazoa, Arthropoda, Insecta, Lepidoptera, Crambidae. The coding region runs from base 103 to 1653 and encodes 516 amino acids. The record is from RefSeq and is a predicted model, not a curated record. Gene Ontology annotation, molecular function: UDP-glycosyltransferase activity. The transcript has 8 exons.